AUGGCUCGUAAGGUAAAAGACAAUUUGAACAUUGCUUUCAUACAUCCAGACCUAGGCAUUGGAGGGGCCGAACGUCUAGUUGUUGAUGCUGCUUUAGGACUUCAAGAGUGUGGCCAUGACGUAACAAUUUAUACAAGCCAUUGUGAUAAAGAGCAUUGUUUUGACGAAAUCAAGAAAGAGCAAGUGAAAGUUGUUGUGGCGGGCGACUUCCUUCCAACUCAGUUAUUUGGUAGAUUUUUUAUUCUAUUUGCAACUCUGAGGCAGCUAGUAUUGGUCUUGAAGCUAGCGUUUACAGGUGUUAUUAACAAACAUGAUAUAUUUAUCGUUGAUCAGCUGUCAACAUGUGUUCCAUUUCUACAUAUUCUAUCCAAGGCUAGGAUCUUGUUCUACUGUCAUUUUCCAGAUCAGUUAUUAGCGACUAGGACAAGUUUGUUGAAGAAGUUGUACCGAUUACCUUUCGAUUUAAUUGAACAAGUUUCUAUGAGCUUCAGUGAUUUUGUUGUUGUCAACUCGCAAUUCACUAGAUCAAUAUUCUUUAAGGUGUUAAAUAUGGUUAAAAUUAAUCCAAAUGUGGUUUACCCCUGUGUAAGUAUGGAACAAACGUCUGUAUUACCAGAGGAUGAGAAAUUGUUAAGUAAGAUAAUUGGUCCUAAUAGUAGGUACUAUUUGAGUAUAAACCGUUUUGAAAGGAAGAAGAAUAUUGAAUUAGCAAUUGAAUCGUUCCAUUAUUCUAAUCAAGGGAAAGAUAAAAGAAGUAAGUUGUUGGUUUGUGGUGGUUAUGACAAAAGAGUUACUGAGAAUGUGGAGUAUUUAGAGGAACUUCAAACAGUCGUUAAAAAGUUGGGUAUGAAGUACUCAACUAUAUCAUAUCCUCAAUACUCUAAAACCCCUGAAGAUUUUAACCUCCCUACUGAUCUCACAGAGAGUAAAGUAUUGUUUAUAACAUCAGUAUCGGGAUCAUUAAAAGAUCUACUAUUACAAAACACUGAAAUGUUACUUUAUACACCUUCAUUUGAACAUUUUGGAAUAGUUCCUUUGGAAGCCAUGAAACAUGGAAAACCCGUGCUUGCCGUUAAUAAUGGAGGACCACUAGAGACAGUGAUAUCUGUAAAACAAGAUUCUGCAAAUCUCAAAACGGCUACUGGUUGGUUAAGGCCUCCGGAAUCUGCUAAGUGGGCAGCUGCCAUUGAUGAAUCAGUUGAAUUUAACAUUAAAAAUCCUAGCUUUUUUAAGGAGAAUAACCCUCAGCAUGUUUAUGAGAAGUUUUCUAGGGACGCUAUGGUUGAGUCUUUCCUGGUUAAUAUCGAAAAGAUGCUGCUAAAUGAAAGAAGAAUCAGUCUUCUUGCAGUGUUAACGACAAUCGCAUUAAACUUCCUCAUCCAUAAAUCUAUUUUGUACAUAUUCCCGCUAUCGUCUACUGUAUUCCUGUUGAUUGCGACGCUCUUCAUCGCUAGUGGCCAUUACGUGCCCGGUGUUUACUGGAUCUUUGCAUCUUCUUUACCGUAUGCGUAG
Molecule: messenger RNA, 1512 nt
Organism: Eremothecium sinecaudum
Lineage: Eukaryota; Fungi; Ascomycota; Saccharomycetes; Saccharomycetales; Saccharomycetaceae
Gene: ALG2
Product: GDP-Man:Man(1)GlcNAc(2)-PP-dolichol alpha-1,3-mannosyltransferase
Exons: 1
Coding region: 1-1512 (503 amino acids)
Molecular function (GO): alpha-1,3-mannosyltransferase activity; GDP-Man:Man(1)GlcNAc(2)-PP-Dol alpha-1,3-mannosyltransferase activity
Source: RefSeq, a predicted model, not a curated record